Aspergillus japonicus CBS 114.51 is the source of this 1538-nucleotide messenger RNA. RefSeq lists its product as uncharacterized. The transcript has a single exon. The record is from RefSeq and is a predicted model, not a curated record. NCBI's taxonomy places the organism in Eukaryota, Fungi, Ascomycota, Eurotiomycetes, Eurotiales, Aspergillaceae. Bases 40 to 1419 code for a protein of 459 amino acids.
CUCCGCGUUUCAUACACUUCUGACCGAGCUGGACUCACGAUGACCACGCUCCCCACAACCACCAAGCCAGCCGCCUCCCCGUCCAAAUUCAAAUGCGUCUGCUGCAAGAAGAAGAGCUUCAAGACGGCCGAGGCGCUGCGCGACCACCAGCGAGCCCGGGACCACCAUCCUGUCGCGUGCCCGUUAUGCCCAAAAGUGUUCUGCGAUAAGCACGCCGUGCAGCAACACCAACAGGUCCAUCAACGGAAGGCGGCUGCUGCUGCUACAACUGCCCUGAAGCAGGGACCUACUGGUCAGCAGCAGACCACUACUACCACUCCCAAGCAACAAACGAACCCACCUACAACUACGCCCUCCAAGCCACAAACCACAACACCUCCCCCCAACAUCCCCAGAACACACCACCACCCUUCCAUCCUCCACCCCCUCGAACAAGACCUCCUCUACAAAUACCUGCUCGCACGAUGCCAUCCCCGCACCCGCCUGCAAGCCCAGAACUACCCCACAGCACAGGCCCCCGGAAUAGACCAAAAGCCUACGCCACCCGCCAACCCGACACAACCCCGCCGCAGAGCCGUUGUUCUGACCUGCGAGACCGAGCCCCACGCAACGAGUUCGACACAUCUCACCGCCACAGACUUCUUGACUAAUGAAGCCCUCCUCCACCUGGAACUGGCUCUUGGGUCUGCAGAAGGGAUGCAGACCGCUGCAGCAACAACAACAACAACAACAACAACAACAGCAGCAGCAGCAGCAUGCACCGACAAGACCACCCGUGCAACUGUGUCCGGCGCCGGUGCCGCGCGAACAGCACUGUGGGAGGUCAUCGACGCGGACACGGUCCUCGUGGGGUAUGGGCUGCAGCGCGGGCUGCAGCUGCUGCGGAUGGGGCACGAGCGGGUGGUGGACGCGGGGAUCCUGACGGCGGAGGCGGUAUUCCUGGAACGAUCCGUAGUGCCGGUCCGGAGGGUGUGGGGGUUGGGGGAGUUGUGUGGGGAGAUGUUGGGGUGGGAGGCAGCAGCACCAGCAGCACCAGCAGCACCAGCACCAACCAAGAAAGGCAAGCGGAAGAAAGGCGCGUGCGACGGGUGGGAAGGGUGUGUGGGCGCCAGGGAGGUGGUGGUGUGGUGUUUGCGGAAUCCGGAGCUGUUGCGCGCGUGGGCGGAGGGCAAGGCUGAUGGGGAUCCGCCCACGAGCGAGACGGCGAAAAGCAAGCGGAGGAAGAACAAGAAGAAGAGCAAGAGCAAGAAGCGCACGCCGAAAAAAGAUGGGCCUGACGAACCAACACUUUUGACUACCGCAUCACCGAAGCCAGAGACAACCCCCACACUUGAACCACCACCACAGCCUGAAGAACCGGACGAAGACGAAGACUCCGACGAAGGGCUCGAGAUAGUCCAGUGGCAGGAUCUGGAGUGAUGUGUCACCAUCUACAAAGUAACUACCACCUGACUACCAUUUUUUGAUAAAGGAUAGAUCCUCGGCAUCCCGCGCCGACCAGCCCCACCCACUAAUCUAGUCCAACCGUUGGCCACCAG